Lachancea sp. 'fantastica' is the source of this 633-nucleotide messenger RNA. The record is from the annotation of a GenBank genome assembly. NCBI's taxonomy places the organism in Eukaryota, Fungi, Ascomycota, Saccharomycetes, Saccharomycetales, Saccharomycetaceae.
AUGGUCAGAAUGAAGAUCAGCGCACAUAAUGGUGCACUACAAAGCUCGCGUUCUAGUCAGCAUUUACCGGAAUCGCCAGAUGUGAUGAACGCUUCAAAUUGGGCAGUUGAGUCAUCUUUGGAAGCAUCGCCAUCGCUCAAGCAAACCAGGCAACUAGAAAGCACCAUUUUGGACACAAUGAAAGAACUGAGAAAUCGGAAUCAUGAACCGUCUGCCGAUAUAGCAAAUUUGGUAUCCUUACUCAACCAAGCACUGACUGCUAUUUCACAUUGGUCAUUACAAGCACAACUGUCGCAGUUGGAAAAUCGAUCUGCGUGGGACUCGAGACUAGCUGUGGAAAAUAGCAUAAUUAAAAAAGAAGUGGAGUUUUUCCGCAACAGGUGUCAAAAUGAAGUACGCCAGACACCGGAAGUUUCAUCCAGACCUGGCUCACCAUCCGGUUUAACGGAAUCGGCGAAAACAACAAAGCCAGCAAAAUCUUCGAUUUUUAAAAAACAGAAAUCGCAUUCCAUCUCAAAUCCAUCGCGUUUGAGGCUUGUGGAAAACCACAAGUCACACCCGCGCAUGCGAAGAACUAGCGAUAACCCAGCAGCUAGUAAUUUUGUUAGGGUAUUUCAUUUGGAAAGGUCAUGA